AUGGGGUACAAUAACCAGCGUGACAAGGCGUUCAACACGGUGCCGCCUGUCGUGGAUGAGCUCAGCCGAGGCAUGUAUCCGAUGAGUGUGGAUGGACUGGGGGACGACCCCAUGCCACUGUGGUUGAUUCUUGCGGCGUCGCUCCAUCUCGAUGUUGUCAGGCUUCUUGGUGAUGAGAUUGAUCAUCCGUGGUGCGAGAUGGUAGCCUUUGACCCCCUUGUGUGUCAAACCAUCAAAGACCACAGACCUCUUCUCGACUUCCACCGCGAUGAGAUUUCCAAAAGGAUAAAACGCUCCGGGUCAUGGGAUAUCCUCAUACUCGGCAUACUCCAGCAGCGGGAAUUCAAGCUCACGGGAUAUCUCAGACGUCGCCUGUGGAAAACGCCGCCACGAGACGUGCUGCCCGUUGAGGAUUUUCAAAAGCUGAAGAGAAAGCUCUUGGAAGACGUCGAGUACCGGAAGACGUUGCUCUUCACCGACGAGAUGAGAGAGGAUGCGAAGCGGCAGCGGGUGAUUUGGUUCGGCGUUGAGAAUCCGAGGUGA
Podospora bellae-mahoneyi is the source of this 543-nucleotide messenger RNA. RefSeq lists its product as uncharacterized. NCBI's taxonomy places the organism in Eukaryota, Fungi, Ascomycota, Sordariomycetes, Sordariales, Podosporaceae. The record is from RefSeq and is a predicted model, not a curated record. The transcript is spliced from 3 exons. Bases 1 to 543 code for a protein of 180 amino acids.